Messenger RNA from Erigeron canadensis, 2992 nucleotides. Its product is annotated as golgin candidate 6-like. Gene Ontology annotation, cellular component: ER to Golgi transport vesicle membrane; Golgi membrane; endoplasmic reticulum. NCBI's taxonomy places the organism in Eukaryota, Viridiplantae, Streptophyta, Magnoliopsida, Asterales, Asteraceae. The coding region runs from base 30 to 2783 and encodes 917 amino acids. The record is from RefSeq and is a predicted model, not a curated record. The transcript has 20 exons. Gene Ontology annotation, biological process: intracellular protein transport; vesicle fusion with Golgi apparatus; transcytosis.
UCAAACUCUUCCAUACAAACACAGUUAUAAUGAAAAAGAUGGAUUUGAAGGGAGUUGUUGGACUUGUUUUUGGAAACGAGGAUUCAACUUCAAAUGAAGAUAGUUAUGUUCAACGAUUGCUUGAUCGUAUAUAUAAUGGUAAACUGGUCGAUGAUAGAAGAAAUGCUAUGGUGGAGCUUCAAUCUGUUGUAGCAGAAAGUCAUGCUGCUCAACUGGCUUUUGGAGAAAUGGGUUUUCCUGUGCUGUUGGGUGUCUUAAGGGAACGUGAGGAUGUUGAAAUGGUUCGAGGGGCACUAGAGACUCUUGUGAGUGCCUUAACACCAAUUUCUCAUGCAAAACUGCCUGCCAAUGCUGUUCAGCCAGCCCUGAUGAAUGCAGAUCUCUUAUCAAGUGAAGGGAAAAGCAUUGAACUUCUUUUGAGCCUGCUGGGAGAGGAUGACUUCUAUAUAAGAUAUUAUACACUUCAACUUCUGACUGCCCUUUUAACAAAUUCUCCCAUUAGGUUACAGGAAGCCAUUCUUACCAUCCAUCAAGGUACAACCCGGCUUAUGGAUAUGCUUAUGGACCGGGAGGUCAUUCGGAAUGAGGCAUUGUUACUUCUCACCUACUUGACUCGUGAAGCGGAGGAAAUACAAAAAAUAUUGGUCUUUGAGGGUGCUUUUGAGAAGAUCUUUAGUAUCAUAAAAGAGGAAGGGGGUUCAGAAGGUGGUGUUGUUGUGCAGGACUGUCUUGAAUUGUUAAAUAAUCUCGUCCGCAGCGUUCCAUCUAAUCAGGUGCUGCUGAGGGAGACUAUAGGGUUCGACUCAUUGAUAUCAAUUUUGAAGCUCCGAGGAACCACAUACAGCUUCACUCAGCAAAAGACGAUCAAUCUACUGAGUGUCUUGGAAACAAUUAGUUUGCUGCUGAAUGGAGGUUCGGAGACUGAUCCUGCAAGUAACAGUAAUAGAUUAACAAACAAAACAGUUCUUGUCCAGGGAAAUAUAUUGGACCAUCUACUAAUGCUAGGUGUUGAAAGUCAAUGGGCCCCUGUUUCUGUACGUUGUGCGGCGUUUCAAUGCAUAGGUGAUCUCAUUUCUGGACAUCGUCAGAAUCUUGAUGCCCUUGCCAGUAAAUCUCUUGGUGAUGAACCAGAGAUUGAGCCAGCUCUGAAUUCAAUCCUGCGAAUCAUCUUACGGACUUCAAGCAUGCAAGAAUUUAUUGCAGCUGACUAUGUUUUCAAGAGCUUUUGUGAGCAAAACAGCGAUAAUCAGAAGAUGUUGGCAUCAACUCUAAUCCCUCAGCCUAUGUCAAUGACCAAUGCUCGAUUUGAGGAAGACGUGAAUAUGUCAUUUGGAAGCAUGCUAUUGCAUGGGCUUGUCACGAGUGAACUUGAUGGUGAUCUUGAGACUAGUUGCAGAGCUGCUAGCGUUCUUUCUCAUGUAAUGAAAGAUAAUAUUCAAUGCAAGGAAAAGGUCUUACAGAUUAAACUCGAAUCGUCAAUGCCUUCAUUAGGAUCCCAGGAACCGCUGUUGCACCGUAUGGUAAAGUACUUGGCUCUUGCAACUUCCAAGAAGCGGAAAGACGGAAAAUCAACUACUCCAAGAAAUUCUUAUUUCCAACCAAUAAUCUUGAAACUUCUUGUCACGUGGCUUUGUGAUUGCCCGCCUGCAGUGCAGUCUUUCUUGGAUUCACAUCCUCACUUAACAUAUCUAAUUGAGCUGGUAUCAAAUGGCGAGUCAACAGUCUGUGCACGGGGUUUAGCAGCUGUUCUUCUUGGGGAAUGUGUCAUUUAUAAUAAAAGCAGUGAGUCUGGUAAAGAUGCAUUUGCAAUAGUCGAUGCCAUAAGUCAAAAAAUCGGGCUUACAUCUUACUUUUUGAAGCUUGAUGAGAUGCAAAAAAGCUUUCUAUUUUCAUCUGAAAAGGCAACUCAAGCUCAAUCACGUAAACCAUUGACCAGAUCAAAUGCUAAUAGUAUGGCAGAAAUGGAAGAUAUUGAUGAAAAAGAGUCAACUUUCAACGAGAAUGAUGACCAUCCAAUGCUUGCUUCAAUGUUCGAUCCUCAGUUUGUCAGUUUUAUUAAAAAUUUGGAAGUUGGUAUUAGAGAUAGCAUAGUAAGAAUAUAUAGCCAUCAAAAGAGCAAUGUGUCGGUGGUGCCAGCAGAAUUGGAGCAGAGAAAGGAUGAAAGAGAUGGGGAUUAUAUCAAGCGACUUAGAUCAUUUAUGGAGAAGCAAUGCUCUGAGAUUCAGGACCUUCUUAACAGAAAUGCUAUAUUAGCCGAGGACCUAGCUAGUAUUGGUGGAGGUGGUUCAACCCGUAGCGAACCUAGACCAAAUAGUGGCACAGAUAGGGUCCAAAUACAGAAACUGAGUAGAGAUCUUCAAGAAGCUGCCCGACAGUUGGAGAUGCUCAAAACGGAGAACAUGAAUAUUCAAAGUGAGGCGUUAUCUUACAAAAACGUGUCGGAAAAAAUGGAAACUGAUCUGAAGAGCCUCUCAGAUGCGUACAAUAGCCUGGAACAGGCAAAUUAUCAUUUAGAAAUGGAAGUGAGAGCAUUGAAGAGCGGAGAAGCUAUUCCAAGCCUAGAUAUUGAGAAAAUAAAAGCAGCAGCACGGGAGGAGGCACAGAAAGAGAGUGAAGGCGAACUCAAUGAUUUGCUUGUAUGUCUUGGUCAAGAACAGAGCAAAGUGGAUAAAUUGACCGCAAGAUUAGUGGAGUUGGGAGAAGAUGUUGAUGUUUUGCUUGAAGGUAUUGGAGAUGACACAGGACUACCAGAUGAUGAUGAUGACGACGACAAAGAAGAAUGACACUGCUGUUCAAAAAACAAUAAGAUGGUAAAUUAAGGUGUAAUUGUCAUUUUGUUUUCUGCCCUUUGAAUUUGCACCGUAUUCAGAAUCCUUGUGUACAUGUAAAAUGUUCACGUGUACAGACUGCCAUGGUUUGGCCCAUGCCGACAAUCCUCUUUGGCCACUGAUGGAAGAGAACUAUUUAUACAGUUAAAGUUCAAAAGGUUCAA